ACAUUCGCGACGACCAAGAUGGUCAAGGACACAGCAUACUAUGACGCGCUAGAAGUNGCCCCCACUGCCACCGAAGUCGAGAUCAAGAAGGCAUACCGCAAACUCGCCAUCCGCCUGCAUCCCGACAAGAACCCCGGCGACGAGACGGCCAGUGCCAAGUUCCAGGAAAUCGGCGAGGCUUAUCAAGUGCUCAGCGACGAGAAACUACGCAAGCAAUAUGACGACUACGGCAAAGAGGGCGCAAUGCCCAACACAGGCUUUGGUACGAGGCCCGACACAGAUCAUGAGAUCGGCGAGAUCUCUAUGGUUCGCGACAUGGAAAAGUCUAUGGAAAUCACCAUGCGUCACGAGGAAGAAAACGCUGCCGCCGAAGCAGAGGCCGAGGCUGCAGCCGCUACUGUCGAUGAAAAGAAAGCAAGCAUGGACAAGACCAUUCACGAAUCCGCCGCUCAGUCCCACGCCGGUGCCGCCUCCGAUCUGAANGAUGGUAUGGCGAAGAUGAACCUCGCCGAAGAAGAGCCCGCACCGCCCGCCUACUCUCAGGAAAGACCAAAGGGUGUACCCACACGUCUUGCCCUCACCGACCGUGCCGAGGAAGAGGCUCGUAUGGAAGCCGCCGGCGUCACCGAAGCAGAGAAGAGCCUGCGUGCAAAGGAGAAGAAGAAGGGUGGUUUGACCAAAGAGCAAAAGGAGGAAUUGGCUGCCUUUGAGGCCGAGCGGGAGCGUGCUCGUGAGGAGCGUAUCGAGGACUUGUCCAAGAAGCUUAUCAACCGCGUCAGUGUGUGGACCGAGACCGACAAGGGCAAGGACGUCACCACCUCGUUCCGCAAGAAGAUGGAGCAAGAAGUCGAGAACCUCAAGAUGGAGUCAUUCGGCCUGGAGAUUCUACACGCCAUUGGUCAGACCUACACACAAAAAGCCGCCACUUUCAUUAAGAGUCAAAAACCCAUCAUUGGUGGUGUCACCGGCUUCUUCUCACGCCUGAAGGACAAGGGUACGCUCGUCAAGGAGACCUGGGGAACCGUCAGCACCGCUAUCAGCGCGCAGAUGGAAAUAGAAGAGAUGGCUCGGGCAGAAGAGCGUGGAGGUGACGACUGGACCGACGAGAAGAAGGCUGACUUUGAGCGUCGCGUGACGGGCAAGAUCCUAGCCGCAGCAUGGCGAGGCUCCAAGUUCGAGAUCCAGAGCGUGCUUCGCGACGUCUGUGACAAGGUGCUUUACGACAAGACCGUCAAGGUCGACAAGCGGGUUGAGCGUGCCCACGCUUUGCUCGUCAUUGGAGAUGUCUUUGCCAAAGCUGCACGCAGCGCCGACGAAGAAGGCGACCAUCUCGCCUUUGAACAACUCAUGGCCGAGGCUGCUCAGAAGAAGGAGAAAAAGAAGAAGGACAAGGAGCCCAAAGAACCCAAAGAAGCAAAGGAACCCAAGGCUUAG
Molecule: messenger RNA, 1434 nt
Organism: Aureobasidium uvarum
Lineage: Eukaryota; Fungi; Ascomycota; Dothideomycetes; Dothideales; Saccotheciaceae
Source: the annotation of a GenBank genome assembly